AUGAUUAAUUUAUUAUUGAAAUAAGUUUCACAAUUCAUAAUUUGUUUAAUAUCAGUUAACAAAAAUUUUGUAAUUAUGGAAUAUACGGCGGAAAAUUUAGAAAAAGCCGUCACAUUAUUCUAUCGUUCAGAAGCUGGACAGCAGGCGCAAGCACAUCAAUGGUUAACCGAAGCACAAAGUUGUCCACAAGCAUGGAGUUUUGUUUGGGAGUUACUUCAACCACAGAGGAGUUCAGAGGUGCAAUUUUUCGCGGCAACGACUCUACAUACGAAAAUUUUACGAUAUUGGCACGAAGUACCGACUGAACAAUAUGAACCACUUAAAAAGCAAUUACUGGACGCGAUUCUUACAUAUGCUAUGGGCCCAAAGAUAGUAUUAAAUCGUUUAUGUAUUACUCUAUCAGCAUAUAUUUUGUAUACAAUACCUCAUUACUGGCCAAAUGCUUUUGCUGAGUUGUUAACUAGUUUUCAACCACAAAACUUACCAAAUAUUCAACCUGAACGUAUCAUUUGGGUUCUAUUAGAAAUUUUAACAUUGAUACCUGAAGAAUUCCAAAGCAUGAACUUUUUAUUAACACAAAAAAAUGUUGUAAAAAAUGAACUACAAAAUGCAUCCAAAGAUGUUUUAAAAGCUAUUGAAGCUUACAUGUCCACAAUUAUGUCCAAUACAUUUAGUUCAGCCGAUAUAACAACAUAUUUACAUGCAGCACGUUGUGCACAUGCUUGGUUUCAAUUUGGUGGUAUAACAAUUGCUAAUUGUGAUAAUAUUAUACAAUAUUUAUUAGAGAUAUGUGCAAAUUGUUAUUGGAAAUGUUCAUCACCAAGCGAUGGUCUAUCCAGUGACGAAACUGAAUUAAUUGAGGCAACUCUAGAAGCUAUUUGUACUAUUGUGGCUCAUCCAUUAUCACAUAAAUAUCCAAUGUUAGUGACAAUUCAAUUAGAUCGUAUUAUGAAUAAAUUAGUGAAAAUUUUACAAGCAGAACGUGGGAAAAAUGAUUUUGAUAUGAAUGUUCAAGUACCGAUAUAUUCAUUAAUAAUCACAUGUGCUGAAACCCAUUCAAAGAUCUUAAUCGAUAAUUUAAUGAAACCACCAGAUUCUAGGGAAUAUGAGCUUUCGUUGUGUAUAAUUCAUACAAUUUUAAUGUGUACAGAUACGAAGGGGGCUCAUCCUAUCGAUGAAGAAUGUAGUAAUUUAACAUUCGGGUUUUGGUAUUUAUUACAGGAUGAAGUAAUUAAACCAAAUACAGAAAUAUCAGAAAGUGUAGUGCAAACGGUUAAACCUAUUUAUAAAGAUUUGAUAUCGGUAUUGCUAAGAAAAUCAAUGUUACCGAGUAAUGAUGAUGAUCCAAAAUGGUCAUCAGAAAGUAAAGAAACUUUAAGAUGUCAUCGACAAGAUAUCGCUGAUACUAUGAUGUAUAGUUAUAAAAUUCUAGACGAUGAUCUCUUAAACAUUUUACAAGAUAAACUACACGAGUCAAUAAAUUUUUGUUACGAAAAUGUUGAAAAUUGGCCGCAUGUUGAAGCAUGUUUAUACGCAUAUUUUGCCAUAGCUGAACAUUUUGAAUGCGAAGAAGAAGGCGUUCAUUUACCAGAACUAAUGCAAAUUUUAACGAAAAUCCCGUACGAGAAAUUGCAUGUGAAAGUAUUAUCAACCGCUUUGGAUAUAAUUGGAGCAUACGCAACAUGGAUCAAUGUGCAUCCUUACGUGUUAAAUAAUGUGAUACCGUUAAUCCUUUUAGGAUUAAUGAAUCCUGAUGUAGGUACAAGUUCAACGAUGGCUUUGAAAGAUAUUACACGCGAAUGUCAAGCACAUAUACAUUCGUAUGCGAUACAAAUAUUACAAACAACACAACAAGUUCUGCAACAACGUAUCCUACGCGUGCCGGAAAAUAUACGAUUAAUGUAUUCGGUGGGGAAGGUAUUAAGUGUAUUACCGCUAGCGAAUAUUAUGGAGUAUUUAAAUUUUAUUUUAAUACCAAUUAUUGAAGAGUUUCAAACUAUUUUGGAUGAUACACAACCGUUUAAUAACGCAACAAGAAGUUUAAUUAUCAUUAAAUUACGAAUGAUUGCAAUGUUAUUUUCAACAUUACAUACAAACAAUAUCCAAUCAGAUGAUAUAGACGAAGUCAAAAAAGAAAAUUUAAAUAAUACACAAAGUUCAAGUAACAAUGCGCCAAGUAGUAAUAAUCAACCGCAGCCCACAUUAAUUGUAUUACAAAAAAUUAUGCCAUUAUUUAAUCAAUUAGCACGGAAAACAUGCGAAGAUGUUGAAAUUAUGGAUGUUCUAUACUCAGCAUUGAAACAUGCAAUUAUUACUCUAUUAGACGACUCAAAACCGUUAGUAAAUGAUAUUUUACAAUUAUUAGUGAAUGGAUAUCGAGUUAAACCGCUUUGUUCAGCUUUGGUGGUGUUUAGACAUUUAAUUUUAAUGUUUGGCAAGGAUAGUGAAUUUUCGCAUACAAUGCAUUUGUUAUUGUGUGAAAUAGUGAAUAUAACUCUGCAAUUAACAGCCGCCAGUAAAAAUAUAUCAGAAAAUGCUGAUGUUUUGGAUGCAUUUUUUGCUGUAUUGACACAAUUAUUCAAAAAAUGUCCAGAGUUAUUGUAUCGUGAUGGUAUACAUAUUUUAGCUUUAUUUCAAUGUGCUACUGCAUGUUUGGGUGUACCCGAAUUAUCAACAGUAAAAUCUGCAGCAAACUUUCUAGUAAAAUUCAUAUUACAAAGUAGAGAAUGUGAACCAUUAUUAAGUACCGUACACACAGCGGGUGAAGCACUAGUCAUCAAAGUAUGCGCAUGUAUUGGUGGUGAAUCACCUCGAACAGGCUUGGAUCCAUUCGCUGAUAUACUAUUAGCUUUAAAUAAAAAAUUCUGUGAUUAUUUGGCACGUUGGUUUGCCAUUAUUGUUGCUCAAGAUGGUUUUCCGUCCCGUUUACCAACAACCGCCCAAAAAGAACAAUUCGUUAAAUCUGUUUUAAGAGAGAAGGCGAAUAAACACAAAAUGAAAGAAACAAUUAAAGAAUUCUCAUUAAUAUGUCGUGGACUAGUUGGUACUGAAUAUGGAUCACACAACUCAUAUUUAUAAAAGAAUUCAAAGGAUCAACAAGGAAGCGACGGAAAAUUAUGGAAGAAAAUGAAAAAAAAUUCAACUAUUUUUGAAAUGUGAUAGAAAAACGUUUUCUUUUUUCUCUUUUUUUUAAUAAUAAACG
This is a messenger RNA of Chrysoperla carnea, 3202 nucleotides long. It is a transcript of the gene cdm, whose product is annotated as importin-13. Gene Ontology annotation, cellular component: cytoplasm; nuclear membrane. Gene Ontology annotation, molecular function: small GTPase binding. Bases 76 to 3078 code for a protein of 1000 amino acids. Gene Ontology annotation, biological process: protein import into nucleus. The record is from RefSeq and is a predicted model, not a curated record. NCBI's taxonomy places the organism in Eukaryota, Metazoa, Arthropoda, Insecta, Neuroptera, Chrysopidae. The transcript has 13 exons.